AUGUAUUUCUUUGAAAACAUACAAUUUUCAUAUGGCAUAACAUAUAUGUCUGAUCCAAAACCAGUUUUAAAUAAGAAAAUUUCUAAUAAUGGAAUACUAAAACAAGAUUUGAAAUGCACAAGCAUUGUUGAACUUAAAUUACCCGAUGAAUUACAGUUUUAUCAGGAUAUUGAUGAUUUGAUUCGCAACCAAACAGCAGAAAACAUAGAAGAAACCUUCAACAAACUCAAAGGUAUCACUGAGGUACGUGAAGAUUUCAUUUAUUACAUCUUUAACGUAAUUCAUUAUUAUACUUUUCUCAGAGCAGAUGAACACAAGUAUGAUACUCUAGUAAACCUCCUAUCUACAAUUCAAAAGCCAGAAUAUGACAAUAAUUUCAGUACUCUCUUUGAAAGUGAAACAAUAUCAAAAUCAAUUCGUCAUCAAUUACGUGAUGAUAAUAUUGAAAGUGCAAAGCAUCUCCAAGCAAAUCGAGGGACGAAGAAAUAG
This is a messenger RNA of Trichomonas vaginalis G3, 489 nucleotides long. Its product is annotated as spectrin binding. The record is from RefSeq and is a predicted model, not a curated record. NCBI's taxonomy places the organism in Eukaryota, Parabasalia, Trichomonadida, Trichomonadidae. The transcript has a single exon. The coding region runs from base 1 to 489 and encodes 162 amino acids.